Lodderomyces oxycetoniae is the source of this 1776-nucleotide messenger RNA. RefSeq lists its product as uncharacterized. Gene Ontology annotation, biological process: translational initiation; formation of translation preinitiation complex. The record is from RefSeq and is a predicted model, not a curated record. The coding region runs from base 1 to 1776 and encodes 591 amino acids. The transcript has a single exon. NCBI's taxonomy places the organism in Eukaryota, Fungi, Ascomycota, Pichiomycetes, Serinales, Debaryomycetaceae. Gene Ontology annotation, molecular function: translation initiation factor activity.
AUGUUCAAGAAACAACCGCAGACUAAACCUGCUGCCAACAUCAAAUCUUCCGACAGGAAGAAACUCCUAUCUACAAUAUGCACUCAGUUCAACCUCCCUAUAAAUAACAUUUCCAAAGAAGGGCUUACCAAGAUUCUACCAUCGGUAAUCAAAAGAGCAAGUUAUAUCUCCAUACAAGGCCAUUCUGGGACAAUCUACUUUGACGAAGAUGAGCUUCCUAUAUGGUUUCAAACGCGUGACUCUCAACUAUUACCUUCUAUUCUAACAUGUUGGAAGUGCCCCUACAUACUUCCUAUAGUCAAUACCCAUUCCGUUGUGAUUGAUAUUCUUGGUGGCGGUGCUGACUUGAUGUUACCGGGGACUAUUCCGCCAUUUGAUGAGAGAUGUGUCAAGGGGACAUUGGUUGGAGUAGCAAGUGUGUCUGAUCCUUACAGGAUAAUGGCUGUGGGGACCUGCAAUUUGGAUUUGACUCAGUUUGAUAAUGUUGUUGGGAGGAGCGGUACCGCGGUGAAGAUCUUGCACCAUUGGAAAGACGAGUUAAUGAAGAUAAAUAAGGAGAUUGAUGUAAGGGUUCCAGAUACUGUUGAUUUUGAGAUGCCAAAGAUGGAUGAGGAGGCGAAAACAACAGGAGAGAAUGUUGAAGUGGCCGACGUGGCCAACAAGCCUGAGAAGGUUGAUGAGAUGGAGGAGACUACAGAGGCUACAGAGGCUACAGAGGCUACAGAGGCUACAGAGGCUACAGAGGCUACAGAGGCUACAGAGGCUACAGAGGCUACAGAGGCUACAGAAGUUGAAAAAGUCACCGAGCUAGCCAAAAACAUGACCCAGCUAAGCGUGGAAGAAAUCGACAAUUUUUUCAUACGCUCCUUACUUCAAACCAUCAAGCUAGAAACUAUUGAAUUACCAAUAUCAGCAUCAACAUUUAUGUCCUUAUACAUUUACAAAAACUUACCCAUUGUUGAUCCAACUUAUGCCAAUAUCAAAAAGACAUCAUGGAAAAAAACGGUUAAAUUUCUAAAAGCAAUGAGUAAAAUGAAUUAUUUAGAUAUUAAAGGCAAAGAUGAAGAUGUUUCAAUUAUCAAACUCAUGGCUAGUGAUAAUCAAAGUAUUGUGAAUUUUGUACCUCAUAAAAUCAACAAAGUGAAGACGAAGGAACAACAACAACAACAACAACAAAAACAACAAUCAAUGAAGAUCCAAACCUUGUAUAAACCAACGAGUAAAUCACUGAUGUUUUUCAAUAAAUUACAAUUGGAAUUUAAUAAACUCUAUACCAUUGGUGAGCUACGAAGUAGUGUUGAAGAUUAUAUAAAGAAAUUCCAGCUAGUUGAUAAAGAAUCACCCAAAUGCAUCAUAGUUGAUGAGACUUUGGCAAAACCUACAAAUCAACCAAGUGGCACAUCAUGUUCUCGUGAUCAAUUUCUCAAAAAUUUUGUUGGUAAUUUCACACCAUAUUAUAGUAUUGAGAAUAAUCAGGGAAUAAAAGAGAUUAAUAGAGGAAAUCCACCAAAGAUCCAUAUUGUAACUGAAUUGAAAAUAGGCAGAAAGGUAACCACUCGCGUUGAUAACUAUGAAAAGUUUUUCAUUAAACAGGGAGCAUUUGCUGAAGAGUUGCGAAAUAAGUGUUCUGGAUCGUCUACUAUUAUAGAUGAUCAGGUCCAAGUUCAAGGAUCACAUGGACCAUUGAUUAUAGAGUUGUUGAAGCAAAAGGGGGUACCUGUCUCGUGUAUCGAAUAUGUUGAUAAGGUCAAAAAGAAGAAGAAGAAAAAGAAUUAG